Penicillium taxi is the source of this 1077-nucleotide messenger RNA. RefSeq lists its product as uncharacterized. The transcript has 6 exons. The coding region runs from base 1 to 1077 and encodes 358 amino acids. The record is from RefSeq and is a predicted model, not a curated record. NCBI's taxonomy places the organism in Eukaryota, Fungi, Ascomycota, Eurotiomycetes, Eurotiales, Aspergillaceae.
AUGGAAAAUGUCAUAGUGACAGAAACAUUCGUCGAAUAUGGCAUUGGUAUGAUGUUUUUGGUGCUUCGAAUGUUUGCUCGUUUGAAAUUCAGCGGAAUUCGGGGACUACUGAUAGAGGAUGCCUUUGCUGGAGCGGCCAUGGUUUUUUGGACUCUUCAAUCUACCAUCAUUUAUUAUCUAGAGACCCUCGGCAGCAAUAUAGGCCUCACAACUGCGACGGCACUUCAAGUCCCAGACAGUCAAGUUCAAACAAUGGAACUAGGGUCUAAGCUUGCUUUCAUGAACUGGAUAUGGUAUAUGUGCUAUAUGUGGAGUCUGAAAGCUGUCUUGCUUUGGCUUUUCUGGAGGCUCACAAAAGGAACAAAAUCACAAAAAAUCGUUCUAGCAUCAGCUGUUUUCUGUCUGGUUAGCUGGUUAGCAUACCACUGCACUCUCCGUCAACCUCUUUACGUUGUUAUCUGUGUCCUCAAUGUUCUAUCCGACCUUGUUGUCAUGAUUGCUCCCGUCCUCAUGCUCAGGAAACUCCAAAUUCCCUUUCAGCACAAAAUCAUUCUCGCGAUCAUGUUCACGUCUGGAUUUUUCAUCAUGAUCUGCUCUAUCCUUCGUUGCUACUAUUCCCUCGGUGAUGUCUCCCAUCUUUCCAUAGCACUGCAGUGGGCCGACCGCGAAUGCUUUUUGGCCGCUAUUGUUGCAUCUCUACCUGGGAUUAAGCCCAUUUUCCGACAUGUGCGCUGGCUGGGAUUUUCAGACUACUCAAGCUCUAGGAAGCAGUAUAGCAGCCAGGGAUACAACGUAUUUGCUUCCAAGAACGAUGACAAGAUCGCUGGUUUCUCAUUACCAGAGCGCAGUGGAAAGCUGGUUGAGCUUAAUACAAUGCAUGGUAGCACACAGAAGGGACGUUCUUCUGAAGAAAGCGAGAGACCCAUUCUCAACGGCGACAAAAACUUCGUCACUUCAGUCAGCCAAGGCGGCAAUAGCCCACGGCUUCUAGACCCGUCAACUAUCCAUAUUACGACGGAGUAUAGUCUAAAUACGGAACAUGGUGCAGUUACAGAAGGGAUUCGUUCCAGUGGUUGA